Zingiber officinale is the source of this 1348-nucleotide messenger RNA. Its product is annotated as serine/threonine-protein kinase STY13-like. The record is from RefSeq and is a predicted model, not a curated record. Gene Ontology annotation, biological process: protein phosphorylation. Gene Ontology annotation, molecular function: protein kinase activity; ATP binding. Bases 102 to 1244 code for a protein of 380 amino acids. The transcript is spliced from 5 exons. Gene Ontology annotation, cellular component: plasma membrane. Lineage: Eukaryota; Viridiplantae; Streptophyta; Magnoliopsida; Zingiberales; Zingiberaceae.
UUUGCUUCAAUGAGUGUUCAUGGUCUCUACUGAUCUCUGCCUUGGAACUUUAUCAGCUUCUAUUUUGCAGAACAUCUCAUUUUGGAGAUUCUUUUCUCGCCAUGGAUGCAAAGGGAGAAGUGAAGGAUAGACCGCAUUUGAACGAGAUCGAGAACUUCUCCGAGAGCAGCAAAGAUUUGUUCAUAAGAGCUGAUAAAAUCGAUCUGAGAAGCUUAGACAUACAGCUAGAGAAGACCCUCUCAAAGAUAUGGUUAAAGGAGAGGAGCCCUUCCGGGAAGCCCAGGGAAGAAUGGGAGAUCGAUCCGUCGACAUUGGAGAUGAGGUAUGUCAUCGCCCAUGGAACCUAUGGCACUGUUUACCGGGGAAUCUACGGCGGCCGAGAUGUCGCAGUGAAGCUACUUGAUUGGGGACAAGAAGGGGCUUCCUUUGACGCUGAAUCCUCUUCCCUUCGAGCAGCAUUUAGGCAAGAAGUCGCUGUUUGGCACAAACUCGACGACCCAAACGUCACCAAGUUUAUCGGAGCUUCAAUGGGGACUUCAAACCUCAAGAUCCCUCGGAGGGAUGCUACGGCCGGAAACGUCGGCUGUACUGGUCUUCCCGGCCGGGCUUGCUGCGUCGUGGUCGAGUAUGUCGCCGGGGGCACUCUGAAGCAGUACUUGAUCAAGAACAGGAGGAAGAAGCUGCCUUUGAAGAUCGUGGUGCAGAUCGCGUUAGACCUCGCUAGAGGGCUGAGCUAUCUGCACUCGAAGAAGAUCGUGCAUCGCGACGUCAAGACUGAGAACAUGCUGCUGGACGUCAAUCGCACUCUGAAAAUCGCCGAUUUCGGCGUCGCGCGCGUCGAGGCUCAGAAUCCCAGGGACAUGACCGGAGAAACAGGGACGCUGGGGUACAUGGCGCCGGAGGUCCUCGACGGGAAGCCCUACAACAGAAGAUGCGACGUGUACAGCUUCGGCAUAUGCCUCUGGGAAAUCUACUGCUGCGCCAUGCCGUACGCCGAUCUGAGCUUCGCGGAAGUGUCCUACGCGGUCGUUCGACAGAACUUACGGCCGGAGAUUCCCAGGUGCUGUCCUGGUUCUUUGGCGAGCAUAAUGAAGAGAUGCUGGGACGAAAACCCGAACAAGAGGCCGGAGAUGUGCGAGGUCGUGAAGCUCUUGGAGGCGAUCGAUACGAGCAGGGGAGGCGGCAUGGUCCCUGGCGGCAGGUCGGCCAGCUGCUUCUGCUUUUCCGUGACCCGGGGUCCUUAAGCUGAGUCGUCCUCCAUAUUACAGCAGAAGAGAAGAGAAUGCCUCAAGUUUUUUAUGAGGCUAGAAAGUAUACAAUGCACUGAUUAUAUGUUUACUUUGUUGUG